AUGUUGACAGUUGCGCUUGCAUUGAGCGUCAUCCUCACUGCUUUACCAGGUAACCGCAUAACACAACUUAUUGCACCGUAGUUACUGGCAUUUGAUUAACUGGCACUUCAGUAGCCUAUAGCCUAUUUCUGUGCUUAUACUUCUGAAGUUACCCAGGUGUCCUUGCAUUGCACACAGGUUAUUUAUAUGGUAUUGAUCUGUCAGACAGGCAAUCAGCAGCAGGCAGCACACAUUAUUGGCUUCAUCAGUAAUGUUUGUGUUUUCUUCCAGGCUCUGGGGGUAGUAAGUGGACCAUAUCCUUCACCAGGAGAGAGAUCUGUGUCUGGGCUGGGACCACUGUCACUCUCCCCUGUUGGUAUGACUACCCAUCAGGACACACUGUCAGGAGGGUGAUGUGGUUCAGGGUCUCUGGUCUGAGGGAGUUUGCCCACCACUCUGACUCCAGCUUGGUUAGCAUGUCUUAUAGAGGAAGGACAAAGUAUACAGGCAGCCAUAAAAGCUGUGGGAUCCAGAUCACCAAUGUGAAGCUCGGCGAUGCUGGACAGUACCACUUCAGGUUUGAGACAGACCACCCACAGGGACGAUGGACCUCCCCUGACACCGUCUCGCUCUCUGUCACAGGUCAGUCAUCUAACCUGCAUAUCAAAACAACUUUUGUAAUUUUGGUUCAUUUGAUUACAUCUCUAUAAGAUUACAUCUCCAUGUUAAUCUGUGCUUGAAAUGCAUUCAUUGUAGUAUGUCGUGGAGCAUUUCCAUUGACAUUUACCACGUUCACUGUGAUACAUGCUUCUCCGAGCCACAAUGAUUCCAGGACGGACACAGUAACUGUCUCUAAUACACAGAGCUGUUCAGGCUAUAUCAACGCCUUACGUCAAACCACAUAGGAAUAUAAUAUUAGGUAAAUGAAACAGAGUCAUAUUCGUUGAAUGCUGUCCCAGAGUCCUCUCUGUCUGUGUUGUUCCCAGAGCUUCAGGUUCAGGUCCAUCCUGCGAGGACAGCCAACAUGUUUGGGUCAGGAGAGACAGUGUACCUGGGCUGUAUAGCCAGAGGCUGUGCUGCAGCAGGGAGGAGUCUUGCUCUCUACAGGAACGGCAUCAACCUGGGAUCACCUGCAAAGUGGCUGACCAUCUACAAUUUUGACAGCCAGCACGCUGGUGCCUACACCUGUCGCCCAAUCCCCCCACAGAAUGUCCAGUCUCCGCCGCUGGCCUUGGCUCUGGGACGUGAGUAGUGUUUAUGUGUGAUUACUCAGUAACUACUGAAUUUUGAUUUGACAUUUGAAUUUUCAUGACCUUAUAGGAUUCAGUUAGUAUUUACUUUCUAUCCCCUCUCUCUCUCCUAUCCAUCUUCCUAUUUCCUUUUCUUCUUUCCAUUCUCUUCCCCUCUCUCUCUCCCCAUUCGCUCUCCCCAACUCUCCCUAUCUCACCCUAGAUGCUCCUCGUUCCACAGUGAUUGAGGUGAGUCCCAUGGGUGUGGUAGUGGAGGGGGGCUCUGUGACUAUGACCUGCAGCAGCAGUGGGGCUCCGGCGGUGGAGAGCUAUGCCUGGUUUAAGGACAGGGAGAGUGGCAGCAUUCCAGACAGCUUCAGACCCCAGCUCCACCUGAAGAGGGUGUCCCACACCGACCGGGGAGAGUACUUCUGUGUGGCACGCAACCCACUUGGUACAGAGAGGUCCAAACCUGUCCUGCUCAAUGUCACAUGUAAGGGCCUGGCUGUUGGUAUCUAUACAUGUCUAUACAUUAUCAGUGCUUAUUUGGUGUCUAACAUUAGCCCUUGGUCAUGACUCUCAGUCCCAUUGCAUUACACAUGGGAGUCAUUGGACGAAGGUGUCUCCUGUACGUGGGAGUUUUGUUAAGAGCCCCGACGCUCGGUCUGAGCAUUGACACGCAUUGCUUGCGGUACGGUUUUGGAAGCAGUUGAUACCAUUGAAUUAGAAUUCUAGUUCUAUGGUCAAUACAACAGUUACUGUAUAACUAGUGAGUGUGAUAUGGUCAAGCCUUAAGUAUGAAAAAUGUAUGCACUCACUAACUGUAAGUCGCUCUGGAUAAGAGCGUCUGCUAAAUGACUAAAAUGUAAAAUGUAAUAUUACAUUAUUGCCUUCUAUAGAAACAAAAUGUAUAUUACUGUUGUAAAGAUUUAACAUCUAUUCAUCUUUCACAUGACCAAGUGCCAAACUGCCAGUAGUUCAUGACACUGUCUGUGAGGGUAGUCUGGGCCAAUCAUGAUUGGGUAAUAUGUUUAUUUUGGCAACUAUGGGGGCAUCAUUUGUCACAAGGCCUACAACAGGAAGUUACAGUUCACUUUCCACAAUGUCCAGAUUUAGAACGUCUCAUGACUAAGAGUGUUGACAAGGGCAUUUUGACUUCUUAAAUUGUCACAGCAUAACUCUACUUUUCGUACCUGCAAUUUACGUUAAUACUCUGCCAAACGAAUACAUCAUAACAAUAAUGUAUUGUUUUGUUGUCCAGACACUCCAAAGAGCACCAAGGUGUUGGUCAGUCCAGCAGGAGACAUCAAGGAAGGCUACUCUGUCAACCUGAGCUGCAGCAGCAAGGCCCACCCCCCAGUGGACCGCUACGCCUGGUUCAAGAUCAUGGGGGGUCAGACUUGGGCCAAAGGGUCAACACAGAACCUCUCCUUCUCCAGCGUCCGCUCACAGAACGGAGGACAGUACUCCUGCACGGCCUGGAACCAACACGGACAGGAGAGCUCCCCUGUUGUCACCCUGGCCAUUCUCUGUAAGUGGAACAACAAUGUACAGUAUUCUCCUGUUCAAGUAAUAUUCAAAUAAUGGCUGGCUGGUCGCUGUUCUGAAUUGUUGUCUGGAUGCAGCAGAUAUAACACUGUAGCUGAUAAUGUUAUGAAACUGUCAGAGGAAAUCUGAUAAUGGUUCCUGACCGCACACUGUAAAUUGAUGAAAAUACUGUGGUCAUUUUGCAAGCACUUCUAUUCCAAGAGAGAGAUAUAGUGUACACUGAGUGUACAAAACAUUAGGAACACCUUCCUACUAUUGAGUUGCACCCCUUUUUGCCAUCAGAACAGCCUCAAUUUGUCGGGCCAUGGACUCUACAAGGUGUCGAAACCAUUCCAUAGGGAUGCUGGCCCAUGUUGACUCCAAUGCUUCCCACAGUUGUGUCAAGUUGGCUGGAUGUUCAUUGGGUGGUGUUCAUUCUUGAUACACACGGGAAACUGUUGAGCGUGAAAAACCCAGCAGCGUUGCAGUUCUUGACACACUCAAACCGGUGCGCCUGGCACCUACUACCAUACCCGGUUCAAAGGCACUUACAUAUUUUGUCUUGCCCAUUCACCCUCUGAACGGCACACAUACACAAUCCAUGUAUCAAUUGUUUCAAGCCUUAAAAAUCCUUCUUUAACCUGUCUCCUCCCCUUCAUCUACACUGAUUGAAGUGGUGACAUCAAUAAGGGAUCAUAGGUUUCACCUGGAUUCACCUGGUUAGUCUAUGUCAUGUUUUGUCCACUCAGUGUAUGUCCAACCUCAGGAGUGUGUUAAGGUGAGCAGGAGUGUGUGUGGAUCCAGUGGGCUGCUCAGGUUCCUCUGUCUGCAAAAUGACACCUACCCUCCUUUCUGCCUGUGAAGGAACCAAUCAAUCUACCUCUGUCUUUGUCAAUACCUCCCUAUCUACUUCCAUCUCCCUCUCUCUCCCUAAAAUAACUUUCUCUAUCUCCCUCCUCGCUUUCUCCUUUCUCCCUCUUCCCUCUCUCUAUCUCUCUCUCCCCUCUCUCUCCUCUCCCUCCUCUCUCUAUCGCCCUCUCUGUUUUGUUACUCUGUUCCUUUACAUUUCUCAAAAAUCUUUCUGUCUCUAAAUAUUUGUUUAACUUUCCUUGUUUCUCUCCCUCUUUCUCUCUCCUCCAUCACCUUGGCUGCCUGUCGUCUCUCCCCCUCCCUCUCUCUUCUUCUUCUUUCUCUCCUCUCUUUUUUCUUUUUUCCCCCUCAUUUAUGAAACCUAAGGGGGGUUUAAGGGAAAGGUUUGGAUCACCCCCCCUUUUUCUUCUAAAAAGGCCAAAACCCCCUUUGUUGGGGGGGAAACCAAAAUUAAACUUGAAAUUGUAAAAAUUUUUUAAAACACAAUUUAAUUUUUAAAAAAAGGGGGGGAAAAAAAAAAAAAGGGCCCCCCAAAAACCAUUAACUUCCCCCACUUCCCCUUACCCCCUUUUUUUCCCCCCUUUCUAUCCCCCUCUUUUCCCCUCUUUUUUAAAACCCCCACCCAAAAAAACCCCCUUUCCCAAAAAGUUUCUCCCUUGUUUCUCCCCUUUUUUUUCCCCCAAAAACCCUUUAUUUUAUAAAAAAAAAAAAUUUCAACUAGUUUCCCCUUUUAAAAAUUUUCCUCCUUUACUUUUUUCUUUUUUAUCUUUUUCUUUCUUCAAAAAUUUUCUUUCUUUUAUUUUUACUUUUUUUCUUAAAAAUUUUUUUUCCCCAUCAAAAACCCCCAUUAAAAACCCCCAUUUCCCAAUUCUCUCUCCUUCUUUCUCUUUUCUCCCCCCUUCUUUCUUUCUUUUUUUUCCCCAUCACCUUUGGGUUUUCCCUUUUUCGGUUUUCCCCCCCCCCUUUCUCCUCUCUUCUUCUCUCUCUAUGUCUCUCUCUCUGUCUCUCUCCUCUCUCUGCCCUUGGCUGCCUGUCUGUCUACCUUAUUAUCCUUUAUCUCUUUCACUCCCUGUCUGUGCCCUCUCCAUCCCACCAUGUUUUCUAUCCUCUCCCCUAUCCCUCUCUCUCUCAUUACCCCCCCACCUCGCCUCUUCUCCCCUCUCUCCCAGAUGCCCCUAAGAACACGUCGGUGUUUGCGCAGCCCUCCAGUGUGAUCGACGCGGGCCGUCCUCUGACUCUGACCUGCAGUAGCCAGGCCAACCCGGCGGUGGACAACUACACGUGGUUCAGGAUCAAUGCGGCUGACGCCUGGGUAACGCGAUCGGGCCCCAGCUACACCAUUCGUGAGGUCACCCCAGGGGAGAGCGGCCAGUACUACUGCGAGGCACGCAACCGCAUCGGCGUCCACAGCUCGCCUGUCCUCACUGUCAGGGUCAGAGGUCAGUGGACUGGGCAGGAUGGAGGGAAGGUAGAGGAGGAGGUGGGGGGGGGGGGGGCUAUAAGAAAGCCCCUGACUUUAAUUAUUUCCAACAGAAAAGUUAGAUUUAGCAAGCAAGCAGAUUCAGGGCACAUCUCGGAAUCUGGGGGCCAGAGAAUCUGAACUCAGUGACCCAGAUGGCUUCUGUCUGUGUGUUUCUUAUUUAAUCACUACUGUAAAUGUAAUGUCUGUCUCACAGACAUGUUUUGCAAGACACCCUAUAUAAAUGUUUCACUGUAUGCCCCCCAGUCUGCCCACUCAUGAUCACAGAGUAUUUCUGCUUUCGAUUCUCUGACCUGUGAGUCAUAUAUUGAUAACUUUCACUAACUGUAAAAGAGGAAGAAGAGCAGAACUUUGAUAUCAGAAAACAGAAGUUUAGACAUUUGAUAAUUGAUUAGCAGACAAAAGCUAGAUAUUUUACUCUGUCUGUCUUCCUGUCUAUGUCUGUCAGUCUUUCUGUCCCUCUUUCCUUCUCGUCCUUCUUGGCCUUCUCUCUCCUCUCCUUCACUCUCACUGUCAUUAACCCAAACAUCCUCCAUUCUCCCCCUCUAUGAUGGUGACUACUGUCAGAUUUACUCAGACUGACCCAGUUGUUGCGCUCUGAUUGGCAGGCAGACUGAAGGUUAUCGCCCUGGCCUCAGCUGUGGGCGUGUCUGCUGGUCUCAUCACUCUGACUGUGGCCAUCAUGAUCAGGUGACGUCCACUACACCUUUCUACACUAUGAUGGUCUAUGGAAGGCAGGGGACGUUAGGAACAUUGGCCAGAAUCAGUGUUACUAGACACUUCAUUUGAUUGUGGGAAUCAACAUGUUGUAUCCAUCUGCCUUCUUCACAGCAAAAACAUGCACAGAGUAGACAUGGAUUAUCCAGAGGAAAACAAGAAGGUACUUGACUCUUCCUCCUCCAAGCAUUGACAUCAAUAUAGCCUAGCCAUUAUGUGAUUAAGUAAUAUAUAGACAAAGAAUGAACAAAUCAGUUUCAUUUGUUGUAUUUAUAUGGAAUAACAGAGGCCAUCAGUGACAUCGGACACACUGUUCUACGAGUCAGUCCAGCAGAGCCUUCAGCUGAGGACUGGCAAGAUGUCUGACAUCCCGGUAGGUCAAACAAUAACUCCCACUCUGUACCACUAGAUGGAGACACCAUGGUUCACUUGUAAUAAUCAUGUCAUGCCAUUAGAGUUCCUCAUGAUUAGAUUCCCAUCUUCUUUUGAAAGAUCAAAGGUAACAAUAUGUACCUACACUUUAAUGACACUGCACCUACCAUGUAAAUACAUUAGGGGUAGUUACAACCCCAUAAUUUGGGCCCCUUUUAAAAACCCCGGAUUGGGUUUUCAUUUAAAUGACACCAACCCUUCUUAGUCCAUCAUGGGAAACCCUCUUUUUUUCUGGUUGUAGGAGGAGCCAGAGGAGGUGUAUGAGAGUGCCCCCCCUCCCUCGACCCGAAGGGUGUCCCCCGCAAAAAGAAGAGACAGAAACCUCAAAUACAUCACCCUGAUUUCUCCAGAUCCCCCGGUAACCAAAUCAUCUCUCAAAGGGAAAAGGGGGGGGGGGGGAAAAGGGGGGGGAAAGGGGGGAAAAGGGGAGGGGGAGAGAAGGGGGAAAGGGGGGAAGGGGGAAAAAAAGGGAGAAAAGGGGAAAGAAAGGGAGGGGAAAAAAAGAAAGGGGGGAAAGAAAAGAGGGAGAAAAGAACGAAGAGAGGGAGAAGAAAGAAGAGGGAGAAGACGAGAAGAAGAAGAGGGAGAAGAGAGGAAGAGGAGAGCGGGGAGUGGAGACGAAGAUGAGGGAAGAGUACGAAGAGGGCAGAAGCGAGGCAGAGAAGAAAACGAAGAUGCUUCUCUCUCCUCACUCUCUCAUAUAUCUCCUUAGUGUAUACUCUCUCCUCCCUCUCCUUCUGCUCCCCCUCCCUUCCAUUUUCAUUUCCCAUCCCUCCUCUCUCUCCCGCUUUAUCCUCCCAACCCUUUCUCCUUCCGCUCAUGAUUCUCCUCUCCUCCCUCAGCUUAUCUCCUCUCUUCCUCCUUCUGGACUACAGGACCAGUGGCACAUUGCAUUACCUAUGUCCCUCCCUCUUUUCUUUCCCAGCCUGGACCAGAUUCAAGUUACAAAUAUACCACUGGAUGGCGAUAAAGAGCCAAAGGAUGCUGCCAAUGUUGUUUACACUGUCCUGGCCAGACCACACCAGUAG
Coregonus sp. 'balchen' is the source of this 7262-nucleotide messenger RNA. Lineage: Eukaryota; Metazoa; Chordata; Actinopteri; Salmoniformes; Salmonidae. The record is from the annotation of a GenBank genome assembly.